CAGGGAGGGCUCUCCACCUCGCCAGGGAAGCUGGAGCGAGCUGCUGGCGGUGUCACGUUUCCCAUCCCGGAGGAAAAGAAACUGUUGCUGCUGCAGAGCGUGCUCGCCCGACAGGGAUGAGUCAAGCUGUGUAGUUGCAAUAUCAGGCAGUGAAACGGAGGAUGAUGACACUAUGGAUGUCCCACUGGAUCUUUCCUCGUCUGCUGGCUCAGGCAAACGGCGGAGACGUGGCAACCUGCCCAAGGAGUCUGUGCAGAUUCUUCGGGACUGGCUCUACGAGCACCGAUACAACGCUUACCCUUCAGAGCAAGAAAAAGCGCUGUUAUCCCGGCAAACACACCUUUCCACACUACAGGUCUGCAACUGGUUUAUCAAUGCACGCCGCAGGCUGUUACCUGACAUGCUGAGGAAGGAUGGCAAAGACCCAAAUCAGUUCACUAUCUCGCGGCGAGGGACCAAGCUUCCCGAGGGCGGCCUGGCGGAGUCAGCCAUCAGCACCAAGAACUACAUUCCCCUGCUGGAGGAGCCUGCCUUCCUCCCCGCCGCGCCGCUGGCCAAGACUGUGUCCUCCUCCAAGCCGGCCUCCCCGGGCUCGCUCCUGGCUCGGCCCUCCGUCAUUUGCCACACGACUGUGACUGCCUUGAAAGAUGCCCCUUUCCACUUCUGCCAGCCAGCUGAUGUAGGCCAGACCACGGACCUGCAGCAGCCCCCGGCUGGCGGCUUCACAGAUCACCCCCUCUCCUGCCACGAGGACGCAUCCAAACUGGGACCCGGUGCAAACACACAGAGUGGGCUCUUUAACACUCCUCCUCCAACACCACCAGACCUGAACCAGGAUUUCAGUGGAUUCCAGCUUCUGGUGGAUGUUGCACUCAAAAGGGCGGCAGAGAUGGAGUUGCAGGCGAAACUUAUGGCCUAAAUCCCCUUCCUUCUCCUUCCCCGUUUUGUUUUACCAGGCAGGGAUCUAACAGCUGUGUGGUUAUUGCCACCCACACGAUAUCAAAAGACUUCACUGCAUUAUUAUUAUUUUUUUUUAUUAAUCUUAUUUGCACAAGGGGAUUGCUGAAAUGAAGCUUCCUGUCACUGAGAUGGUCUUCAGUGGAAUACGGUCAUUCCAAGAAUUAUAAACUUAAAGCUACUGUAGAAAGGAUUGUGUGUUUUGUUGGGAUUUUUUUUUAAUGUUUUCUUUGUAGAUUUUUCAUAAUGUGAGAUGUUUCCCAAGAUCAUGUGAUUUGUUUUGUUUCCUUCAGACUGUGCAAUAUCUAGAAAUGAUAUAGAGUCUUCUUAUCAUUCCCAUGUGGAACGGAAUAUACCGACACGCUGUCUAAAUUUUCAAUUUUUUUAACAAUACAAACUUUGGAUGAUCAUGCUUUU
This is a messenger RNA of Ficedula albicollis (Collared flycatcher), 1374 nucleotides long. It is a transcript of the gene TGIF1, whose product is annotated as TGFB induced factor homeobox 1. Lineage: Eukaryota; Metazoa; Chordata; Aves; Passeriformes; Muscicapidae. The coding region runs from base 173 to 919 and encodes 248 amino acids. The record is from RefSeq and is a predicted model, not a curated record. The transcript is spliced from 3 exons. Gene Ontology annotation, biological process: regulation of transcription by RNA polymerase II. Gene Ontology annotation, molecular function: DNA-binding transcription factor activity, RNA polymerase II-specific; RNA polymerase II cis-regulatory region sequence-specific DNA binding.